Nerophis ophidion (straightnose pipefish) is the source of this 1816-nucleotide messenger RNA. It is a transcript of the gene phox2bb, whose product is annotated as paired like homeobox 2Bb. Gene Ontology annotation, molecular function: DNA-binding transcription factor activity, RNA polymerase II-specific; RNA polymerase II transcription regulatory region sequence-specific DNA binding. The transcript is spliced from 3 exons. The coding region runs from base 739 to 1581 and encodes 280 amino acids. The record is from RefSeq and is a predicted model, not a curated record. Gene Ontology annotation, biological process: regulation of transcription by RNA polymerase II. NCBI's taxonomy places the organism in Eukaryota, Metazoa, Chordata, Actinopteri, Syngnathiformes, Syngnathidae.
AGGAGAGAAGAGAGCAAGGAGGGAUGAAAGAAGAGAGGAAGGAGGGAUUAAGGAAGAUAGGUAGGACGGUUGAAGGAAGAGAGCAAGGAGGGAUGAAGGAAGAGAGGAAGGAGGGAUUAAUGAAGAGCGGAAGGUUGGAUGAAGGGAGAGAGGAAGGUUGGAUGAAGGGAGAGAGGAAGGAUGGAUGAAGGAAGAGAGUAAGGAUGGUUGAAAGAAGAAAGGAAGGAAGAGAGCAAGGGUGGAUGAAGGGAGAGAGGAAGGAGGGAUUAAUGAAGAGAGUAAGGUUGGAUGAAGGAAGAGAGUAAGGAUGGAUGAAGGGAGAAAGGAAGGAUGGAUGAAGGGAGAAAGGAAGGAUGGAUGAAGGGAGAAAGGAAGGGAGAGAGUAAGGUGGGAGAAGGUAUUGUUAUGUAAAAAAGGUGUAUAUAAAUAUAUAUAUUAGGGAGCGCGCGAGUGGAGGCCCGGGGGAGAGUGCUUGGUGCGGCGGCUCCUGGGGGUUUGUGAUCAAGUGUUGGUGUCGCUAUAAAGGCGGCAGUUUAGGACCAGGAGGCGAGCAGAGCACAUCGAAACACAUCCUUGCUGGUACUUGCUGGUCCUUGCUGGUACUUGCUGGUCCUUGCUGGUACUUGCUGGUAUUUUCUGGCUCCUUCUUUGCUCCUUCCUGCUCCUCCUUUGCUCCUCCUUUGCUCCUCCGCACAAGCCGCCGCCAAGCGCCGUCGUUGCCCGGGGAGAGCAGGCCCGAUGUAUAAAAUGGAAUAUUCUUACCUGAAUUCGUCCGCCUACGAGUCUUGCAUGGCCGGCAUGGACACCGGCAGCCUGGCCUCGGCCUACGCCGACUUCAGCUCUUGCAGCCAGGCCGGGGGCUUCCAGUACAACCCCAUCAGGAGCAGCUUCGGGACGGCGGCCGGCUGCCCGUCCCUCACGCCGGGAUCCUGCAGCCUGGGCGCGCUGCGGGAGCACCAGGGCGGCCCGUACGCCGCAGUUCCGUACAAGCUGUUCACGGACCACGGCGGGCUGAACGAGAAGCGCAAGCAGAGGCGCAUCAGGACGACUUUCACCAGCGCGCAGCUGAAAGAACUGGAGAGAGUGUUUGCAGAGACGCAUUACCCGGACAUUUAUACGCGGGAAGAAUUGGCGCUCAAGAUCGACCUGACGGAAGCCAGGGUGCAGGUGUGGUUCCAGAACCGGCGCGCCAAGUUCCGCAAGCAGGAGCGCGCCGCCGCCGCCGCCGCCAAGUCGGGCAGCGGCAAGAAGUCGGAGGCCCGAGACGACGACAGCAAAGACGUCAAAUCCGCGGCCCCGGACAGCACAGGCGGACCGGGCCCCAACCCCGUGCCGACGUCCACCUGCGGGGGUGCCGCGCCCACCGGGCCGCAGGUGAACAGCAGCGGGGGCGGACAGGUGGACCAGGGGAAGAGCUCCGGGUCUCCCGCCAUGGGGGUGACGGCGGCGGGCCAAGGCUGGGCCAGCAACCCGGGGAGCAUCACCUCCAUCCCGGACUCCCUGGGCGGGCCCUUCGCCAGCGUCCUGUCGUCCUUGCAGAGACAGAACGGAGGCAAGACGUCUUUAGUCAAAAUGUUCUGAUUGACAGUGAGUCAUAUCGAUCAUGUUAUCGAUGGCUUGUCCGCAGCACGUGACGUCACCGCGUGGACUCGCUGCUUGUGUUGGUGUGCGGCCGCCAUUGUCCAGGCCCACAGUUUUCUAGAUCGGGGAAUGUGUUCCUUUGCAGAUCAUGUGCAUGUUCUUCAUGUUGUCAACUUAUUUAUAUGUCGCGCCACACUCGAACAGGCCCAUGUUUCACCUGCUUGUUGACAUGAAU